UUGGUCGCCGUGGUGCAGCUCACGUCUUCAGUAUCUGACUUUCUUCUCCAAUCAGACAAUGUACGCUCACAAGUCAGAAGAGUAACCAGUCCCAGAGAUAGCCCCCAAUGGCGCUGGGGCAGGAAGAGACAUCUUGGCUGUCUUUGGUUGCUUUGGCGUUUCUUCUGCAGAUGUGUUUUCUGCCACCAGGAAAAGGGUUGUCUCCCAAACAUGCCCCCGAAGUGGUUGAUGACAGCAAGGACAACAUCACCUUAUUCACCCGGAUCCUGGACAGGCUUCUGGACGGAUAUGACAACCGGCUCAGGCCGGGGCUGGGGGAAUCAGUGACGGAAGUGAAGACCGAAAUAUACGUCACCAGCUUCGGCCCCGUGUCGGACACGGACAUGGAGUACACGAUAGAUGUCUUCUUUCGACAGAGCUGGCUGGACGAGCGGCUGAAAUUCGACGGGCCUAUAAAGACCCUGCCCCUGAACAACCUGCUGGCCAGCAAGAUCUGGACCCCGGACACCUUCUUCCACAACGGAAAGAAGUCAGUGGCUCACAAUAUGACAACACCCAACAAGCUGCUGAGGCUCACCUACAAUGGGACCCUGCUGUACACCAUGAGGCUUACAAUUCACGCGGAAUGCACAAUGCACCUCGAAGAUUUCCCUAUGGAUGUCCAUGCCUGCCCGCUGAAAUUUGGAAGCUAUGCCUAUCCCAGUUCAGAAGUUGUUUACGCUUGGACCAAUGGCUCUGACAAAUCUGUGGCCGUCGCCCCAGAUGGCUCCAGACUCAACCAAUAUGACCUGCUCGGCCUGGUGUUAGGGACGGAGACAAUCCGAUCGAGUACAGGUGAAUAUAUUGUCAUGACAACUCACUUCCACCUGAAGAGGAAAAUCGGAUACUUUGUCAUACAGACCUACCUGCCGUGUAUAAUGACCGUCAUCCUGUCACAGGUCUCCUUUUGGCUUAAUAGGGAGUCAGUCCCAGCCAGGACCGUGUUCGGAGUGACUACAGUCUUGACCAUGACAACACUGAGUAUCAGCGCACGCAACUCCCUGCCCAAGGUUGCCUACGCCACAGCGAUGGAUUGGUUUAUGGCGGUGUGCUAUACGUUCGUCUUCUCCGCCCUUAUCGAGUUCGCUACAGUCAAUUAUUUCACCAAACGAGGCUGGGCCUGGGAUGGGAAAAGAGCUCAGGAAGGUCAGACUUUCAAGAUAAAGGAGCCCAUCAUCCUGGCGAGAAAGUCCAACACCAGCUACAACAUAGUGGGGACCACCUACAUGCUGAACAUCAAGGAGCCGGCCUUGGCCACAAUUGCGAAGAACGCUAAACUCCCACCCCCGCCUCUAUCUCCGCCACACGCCGAGCUGACGCCAUUGGAUGGCAAAAAGACUUACAACAGCGUCAGCCGCAUCGACAAGAUUUCCCGCAUCGUCUUCCCCGUCCUGUUCGCCAUCUUCAAUCUGGUGUACUGGGCGACCUAUGUCAACCGAGAAUCAUCAAUCAAGGGAAUGAUUCCAAAAUGAUUCC
Nanorana parkeri is the source of this 1515-nucleotide messenger RNA. RefSeq names its product gamma-aminobutyric acid type A receptor alpha3 subunit (gene GABRA3). NCBI's taxonomy places the organism in Eukaryota, Metazoa, Chordata, Amphibia, Anura, Dicroglossidae. Gene Ontology annotation, cellular component: neuron projection; synapse; postsynapse. The transcript is spliced from 10 exons. The record is from RefSeq and is a predicted model, not a curated record. Bases 108 to 1511 code for a protein of 467 amino acids. Gene Ontology annotation, biological process: synaptic transmission, GABAergic; monoatomic ion transmembrane transport; signal transduction. Gene Ontology annotation, molecular function: transmitter-gated monoatomic ion channel activity involved in regulation of postsynaptic membrane potential; GABA-gated chloride ion channel activity; inhibitory extracellular ligand-gated monoatomic ion channel activity.